Messenger RNA from Paracoccidioides lutzii Pb01, 1425 nucleotides. Its product is annotated as tRNA-intron endonuclease. Gene Ontology annotation, biological process: tRNA-type intron splice site recognition and cleavage; tRNA splicing, via endonucleolytic cleavage and ligation. Gene Ontology annotation, cellular component: tRNA-intron endonuclease complex. Gene Ontology annotation, molecular function: nucleic acid binding; tRNA-intron lyase activity. The transcript has 2 exons. Bases 1 to 1425 code for a protein of 474 amino acids. The record is from RefSeq and is a predicted model, not a curated record.
AUGGCCCCGUAUACUACAGUCAUUUCGACAGUUGCGAAUGGAUCUGCAGGCAGCAGUAAUAAUAAAAAGUUGGAAUUCCACAACGAUGAGUCUAAACCCCGUUCCCCCCAUCCACGACGGCCCAAUUACAAACAUAUUCAUCGAUAUCCUCUUCCCCUCCAUGUCCACCCUUUACCACCUUUGAUUCCCCAUAACCCUCUCUCCCUCAUUAGUAUAGUCCUGUCAUAUCUCACAUUCUUCAUUUUGCCUCCCCAUCAACAUGUCUUCCCUGCAUAUUUUGACCCCGCAACAUCUUCAGUCCACGUCACAGACGCGAAAGUGAUCCGUGCGCUGUGGGAGAUGGGCUUCUUUGGGAAGGGAAGCUUGAGUAGGAGUGAACCAAGUUGGUUGGAGCGGGAGAAGAAUAGAAGGGGAUUGAUAGGCGAUGCUACUAGUGAGGAGGUUACUGGAAAAAGAAGAGUGGAGCGGCGGGAGCGCAAACUCGAGAGAGCUAGGAAGGAAAAAGAGGCUAUUGCCGAACAACUCAGAGUGGAAGCGCUGUCUCGUGGUAUUGAUAGCAUGAACUCAGCCUUACCCUCGUUGGAGACUCCCGUGAAUGGCUCUGUUAUUAAAACAGAUGAACGGAAUCAAGAAAUACCAGCUCAAGAAAAGAUAGUCGCAACAGCAGAUUUAUCUACCUUCGGACAACAUAUAGCCAAUGGAAAAGCUGAAAAUGAGCCGAUGAAUGGCGUCAAGGUCGUGCGUUUCUCGCCAGUGGUCGAAGAAAAAGAAUAUGAUCUUGUUAAAGCUCCUCUAUCUCAUGUACCUGAAGUUUCAGUCCCUCCUAAACGCGAACACUCACUCGUACUAAAAAAUGAAGAACAUCUCCAACUGUCGAACGAAGAAGCCUUCUUUCUGGUAUACGGCCUGGGUGUCUUGCAGGUGUAUGACAGUGACCGCACCACAAUCCUCACUGCAACUUCCCUUUUACCCCUCCUCCGCCAACAUUCCUAUUUCCCUCCACGAGACUCGUCUAUGCCCGGAGAACCAGAUGACCCAUUCAUACUAUCUUAUGUUAUUUAUCACCACUUUCGUUCUCUGGGUUGGGUUAUCCGUUCCGGCGUAAAGUUUGGCGUCGAUUAUCUUCUCUACAAUCGUGGGCCGGUGUUCUCACACGCUGAGUUCGCAGUUUGUCUGCUCCCUGCAUAUUCUGAUCCUUAUUGGAGAGUGACUGAGGAAAGGAGGCAGAUGAUUGCGAAGAAACAGGGGCGAACUUGGUGGUGGCUGCACUGCGUGAACAGAGUGCAAGCACAGGUCAAGAAGAGCGAUGGGUACCGAAUCGGAGCCGGGAUUGAAGAUGGUCUCUCUUUUGUUUUCCGUAAGAAUGAAUGCAUUAUUGGGAAGGAUGAGCAUGGAGUGUUUAGCCUGAGUGUUGUGGAUGGCUAA